AUGGAGGACAUCGAUAGAUGUGAGGAAGAGCUUAUUGAGUAUGCCAUUCGAGAGAGUAUUCGAGAUUUUGUCCCUGACUUUGUUUACCCAUACCUCAACAGCAUGCCAACAGUCAGUGGUGACUAUCUGAGGAUAGUGACUGCCAUUGAGCAAGGUGAUGUGUAUACCCUGCAGGAGCUGUCUGGGUUGCAGGCUUUCACAGAGAGGGACAGCAGAGGGUGGCUUCCCCUACACAGAUCCGCCGUGCAGUCCCAGGAACAGGUCUUGGAUCAGGUCCUGCUGGCUUCCUGUGACGGGACUGUGGAUGAUGUGACUGCAGACGGGGACACAGCGUUGAUUCUGGCUGCUCAGGAGGGUCUGCUGGAGAAUGUCAGGACUCUACUGCGGCAUGGAGCGUCUCCACACAAAACCAACAGCCUGAAUGAGUCCCCACUGCUGCUUGCGGUGAGACAGGGAUCAUAUGAGAUGGUGUCCACUCUGAUCAAUUGUGGGGCCUUCGUGGAACAGGUGUGUCUGAAGAAGUGGAUGGCCAUCCACGAGGCAGCCAAGGUGGGCUGCAGUGCCAUCCUGGUGCUUCUGCUGAGACAUGGGGCCAAGGUGACAGCUGUAGAUGGGCACAAUGUCACCCCGCUGGGCAUCGCAGCAGAGUACGCCCAUGCCGAGGUCCUGGAUAUACUCAUAAAGAACGGUGGCGACGUGAACGCCCAGGCAUAUAACGGAGACACUGUUCUGUACGAUGCAGCCGGCUCAGGGAACCUGGACUGCAUAUACCUCCUCCUGCAAGCUGGAGCCAACCCUAACAUUGCCAGUGUGGCCUGCCGGCUGCCCAUACACAGAGCUGCCUAUGAGGGACACAUCCUUGCUCUGAGGACCUUCAUCCCCAUCACCACUAAGAGGGCCAUCCGUCUGUCUGGCCAGAGCCCAGUCCACUCUGCAGCAGAUGGGGGCCAUGUUGACUGUCUGGAGUUGCUCAUAGAGAAAGGCUUCGACGUCAACGCUCAGCUGGACGCACACAUCUCAGAGAGCUACGGGGACAUGAGGCGGAGUCCACUCUACUUCGCCGUAUCCAACAGUGAUGUCACCUGCACAGAGAUGCUGCUGGCCGCUGGGGCCAAAACUGACAUCGACCCGCUACGCUGCUUCCUGGUGGCUGUACGUGCUGGGAGGUAUGAGCUGGUACGUCUGCUAUUGUCCAGGGGUGCCGAAGUCAACUGCUACUUCAGAAUGAUCAGUGACACACUGUUUCCCACCGCGUUGCAGUACUGUCUCAGAAAUCACAUGAUUCUGCGCCUGCUGCUCAACAACGGCUACGACGUAAACAAGUGCUUCCUGUGUAACCACGGCAACGGACAGGAUAUGGACUGCGACUCCUGGGUCGACUACCAACAUAACCAUAGAAGAACUUUAUUUUAUAACCAGGACUACAGAGCCUCGGUAAGUCAUUUAGACCUAUUCCUGUUCUGUGAAAUCAUCUCCCUGUCGUCGGUGGUCAACCUGGCAGGGAGUGUGGUACAGAUGCUUCUGGACUACGUCAGACACCCACGUGUCUGCCCCAACCUCCUACGGGUCCUGGAGAAACAGAAAGAGUGGCCAGACAUCUGUGACAUUCUGGGCAACCCUCGGUCCCUGCAGCACCAGUGUCGUUUGGUCAUUAGGAGACAGAUGACCCCUAGGAGACUGAAUGACCCACAGGUCAUGGCUGCCGUACCGUUCCCCCCGUCACUCAAACACUACCUCACCUACAGGGAGGACGACAAGUAUGGUGGGUUGGAAGCCUCACACUCAUAACUGGACUAUAUCAAUGAGAACAUAUUUAGAAGAACAAAAAGAAGAACAAAAUGAUCCUGUUCUGUGCAUAACUGAUCAAUCACAUUAUGCUGUUUCUCAUGAAUAAUGCUUUAGUUCAUAUAUUUACGCUUAUAUGAAGUAUGGCAAGUGUUCUUGUGAUGUAAUGUUUGUAAUAACUACAAUUCUUUUCACACUGAUUUAUGUUCUCUGAAUAGUGUGAAUAUUCCUUAUCAUAGUACUGCUACUUUUACUAGACUGCAUACAUUAGACAGCACAUCUGUACCGCAUGGUACAGUGCAUGUAGUGUGAUCUACUCCUCAAGAUCUCCCCAUGGGAAAAGCAGGUCAGGUCUAUAAAUAACUCUCUGAGAACGCAUUCAGUUUGUAGUAGGGCUAAACACUCACUGGACACUGGUCUGAAUGACUCUGCUGCAAUGGACUGUUGACUUUAACAGUGACCCUGACACCUACCUGACUCAUAAGACCAGGGUUUAAAUCUAGAGAGACCUAGAUCUAGACAACAGCUCAUCCAUAUUAUACCCUCAAAGUUCUGGGAGCUAGUUGUGUUGUCACUAGCCCCGUUUAUACCUGGUGCUAACAUGCAUUCUUUGUCCUGAUCUUGUCCACAUUCUGAUUGUGCCCACAUUUUUAGACAGGUGUAGAAGAUUAAAAGACGUAUUGUGAUCUGAUUGUGAUCAGAUUUCCCUGACAACCUUCGGAGGUAGUCAGGCUUGCAAGUGUAGACAGAUCUGGACAGUGAAACCAUUUAAAUCAUCAUUAUCCAGCACUCUAAAAUCCUUAACAAGAUGGAGCAUUGACUUAUGGCAUCAAUAUGAGUCUUAAAACCUCUCUGGGUACUUGCCAACAGCCAGUGAAAUAGCAGAGCACCAAAUU
Messenger RNA from Salmo salar (Atlantic salmon), 2681 nucleotides. Its product is annotated as ankyrin repeat and SOCS box protein 15-like. Lineage: Eukaryota; Metazoa; Chordata; Actinopteri; Salmoniformes; Salmonidae. The record is from RefSeq and is a predicted model, not a curated record. Gene Ontology annotation, biological process: intracellular signal transduction. Gene Ontology annotation, molecular function: protein binding. Gene Ontology annotation, cellular component: cytoplasm.